AGCCGAACCACUACGUAGAGGCUGGUAAGAUAUUCACAGAACCAGACGGAUACCAUGGCAGACACAACAGAAAAAGCGCCUGCUGCCAAAACAGUGUCUACGAAGCCACUGGGCAUGCGAAAGAAUGGCAAGCAAUGGCACCCUACGAAGAAGGCCUUCAGACCGACGGCUGGAUUGACAUCGUAUGAAAAGAGAGCUCAAGAGCGUAUCCAGAUGGCCCAGAUGAAGGCCAAGGAAAAGCAAAUGAAGGAGGAGAAGGAGGAGGAGCGUCAGCGCCGUGUACAAGCUAUCAAGGACAAGCGAGCGAGAAAGGAAGAAAAGGAGCGAUACGACAAAUUGGCCGAGAAGAUGCACCGUAAACGUGUUGAACGAUUGAAGCGCAAGGAGAAGCGAAACAAACUGAUCAACUCAUAAGCAACUGUACAUAACGGAGUAAAGGAGCAGCGACGUCAUUAACCAGAGUAUGAAAAGCGAAGGAAGCGCCGAGUUAGCAGUAUGUACAUAUAUGAUUUAACGACAAAUACAAAACUAGCAUCUGUUCCGUGCACGGUAAAACUGGGUGCGCAAUGGCGGCUCCGUGAUGGC
Molecule: messenger RNA, 585 nt
Organism: [Torrubiella] hemipterigena
Lineage: Eukaryota; Fungi; Ascomycota; Sordariomycetes; Hypocreales; Clavicipitaceae
Source: the annotation of a GenBank genome assembly